AUGACUCAAAUCUACUUGUCUAUUUAUGGGAACGAUUCGAAAUCGUUAAUCCUGUUGAUUGCCUGGCUCCCGGCGGCGAUUUCUGUGGUUUUUGUGUACACGAUCCGAACGAUGACCCUGGUGAGACAACCGAAUGAGCUCCGAAUUUUCUACCGUUUCUUAUGCGUCUCGAUUUUUCUAGCAUUGUUCAUAAUGGGGAUGACGAUUGCUAGGAAUAUUGUGACGUUUUCACAAAGGGCUUACGCUGGUAGUGCUUCUGUGAAUCAUGAACAUCAAUCCACAAAUCCCACAUCAUUGGAACUGGAUAAUCCAAAUCCAAAACCAAAAGCGAAAACAUCUUGUUUUGCUAAUGUGUUCUUGAAUAAGCCUGAAAGAGGAGAAGAUUACAGUAUUCUUCAAGCACUUUUAAGCACAGACAUGUUAAUUCUGUUUGUUGCAACUUUUUGUGGGCUUGGAACAAGCUUAACCGCAGUAGACAAUUUAGGUCAAAUCGGCGAAUCUCUAGGUUACCCUACAAAGACGAUAAAGUCAUUCGUUUCCCUUUUAAGUAUCUGGAAUUAUUUCGGUCGGAUCUUCGCCGGAUUCGUGUCAGAAAUCCUCCUGGUGAGAUACAAAUUCCCAAGAACACUAAUGUUCACACUUGUACUCUUCCUCUCCUGCGUCGGCCUCCUCCUGACUGCUUUUCCGAUUCCGGGAUCCGUCUACGUCGCCUCCAUCAUCAUUGGAUUCUCAUUUGGGGCACAACUGCCCUUAAUCUUCGCCAUCAUUUCAGAGCUUUUCGGAUUGAAAUACUACUCAACAUUAUUCAAUUGCGGGCAAUUGGGAAGCCCAUUGGGAUCAUACAUCUUGAAUGUUAGGGUUACAGGGCCAUUGUACGAUCGUGAAGCAUUGAAGGAGCUUGCAAAGAAAGGAUUAGAUAGGUCAGCAGUUAAAGAGUUGGUUUGCAUUGGCAACCAUUGUUACAGGUCGUCUUUUAUCAUAUUGGCUUGCGUUUGUUGCUUUGGUGGUUUAUCUUUGUUGAUUUUGGUGAUCAGAACUCGAAAGUUCUACAAUGGAGAUAUUUACAAGAAGUUCAGAGACGAAGCUCAGAUCAUUGGAACAUAA
Messenger RNA from Lactuca virosa, 1104 nucleotides. Lineage: Eukaryota; Viridiplantae; Streptophyta; Magnoliopsida; Asterales; Asteraceae. The record is from the annotation of a GenBank genome assembly.